Messenger RNA from Mytilus trossulus (common blue mussel), 2674 nucleotides. RefSeq lists its product as uncharacterized. The record is from RefSeq and is a predicted model, not a curated record. Gene Ontology annotation, biological process: proteolysis. Bases 78 to 1415 code for a protein of 445 amino acids. The transcript is spliced from 8 exons. Lineage: Eukaryota; Metazoa; Mollusca; Bivalvia; Mytilida; Mytilidae. Gene Ontology annotation, molecular function: metalloexopeptidase activity.
UAACAAUUUUGAAACCUAUUUUUAAAUAGUUUGGACACGCUUAGACACAUUUUUGGCUUGUUAUAAAUAUCCUUAGAAUGGUGACUUCAGUAUUUUUCUAUUAUGUAUUUAUGUUCUUGUUAAACUUGUAUUGUGUAAAAUCUGCUGAUACACAGUAUAUGAAGACAUCGAUUCGGAAUUAUUUUUCUAAUACCAGACAUCACGAUCCUAAAUACAAAGACUAUAAAUAUGCAGCCAAAGAAUAUAUUUUUCGAGAAUUCUUAAGAUAUGGACUUCGAACGCAAUAUCAUACAUUCAAUGAGUCUUCUGUAUCAAGAAUUGAUUAUUUCCAAUCAGUUAUUGGUAUAUCAAGAGGCAUUAACUUUGGAACAGCAAAAGACCGGAUUAUUGGACUAGGUGCACAUUAUGAUACAGUUAACGAAACCAAAGGAGUUGAUGAUAAUGGAGCAGGAGUUGCAGCCAUGUUGGAAGUUGUCAGACAAUUGACUGAUAGGAAUAGGAAUGGUGUCAAAAGGGAAAAUACAAUGAUUUUUGUAGCGUUUGAUUUGGAAGAAGAUGGAUAUUGUGACCCAUCGCCAAGUUGCAAACUUCCUCAUAUGCCAUUGGCUGGAAGCAGACAUUUUGUCCAGAAAUGGCUACCUGCAUGGUUACGUAUAAAUUAUGGCAAUAAUAUACCGACAGGAAUGCAUGGUGUAAUUAUAUUGGACACUAUGAUGGAAUAUAACACCUCGGCCAGAUCUCAGAUGAUUCCACCAGAUAUUAUACCCCAGUUUCAAGCAGCAUUUCCAAAAGCCUAUGCAAGUAUAUCUUCUGACAAUUUUCAAGGAGACUUUCUUAAUUUGAUAUACCGAAAACCAACUAACGAUUCAUACUUAGCUGAAGAAUUUCUAACGUCUUGGAGAGAGCUGGGGAAACCGCAAUAUGAAAUUGAAUCUCUUCCUCUAACGUUUACAAAGUUUAGUGAAAUACCAUCUUACCUACAAGAUGUCAUGAUUAACUUCAUACGUAGUGAUCAUGGGAACUUUUGGGAAAGUGAUCUAAAUGAGAAAGGAUUACCAGCCAUCUGGUUGACGGACUCAGCCAAUUUUCGGGGUGAUAUGAUACAAUGUUAUCAUCAUGAAUGUGAUAACUUGCAAGUUAUGCUGACCGAUGAAAAUAUCAAUUUCCUUGGGAAAACUGCUGAUGCUAUCGUUACGACGAUGCACAAACUUUCAGGACCAUCGGGAUCCGGAAUAAAAGAUGAUUCUUCCCAUAAAGGUAUCAGUGCAGGCGGCAUUUUUGGAAUAAUAAUAGCAGUUAUAGUACUACAGAUUCCUUUAAUUGUGGCAUGCAUAAUGUGGAGGAGAAAUAAGUCAAAUAAUGAACAGAAGAAUUCAACUGAAUUUGAAAAUCCUUCUUAUGGAAACAAUCAAUAAGACAGAUGUGUCCGGGCAUAACUUUGUAUUACAAAAAAAACUGUGAAUGAUUAGGAAUUCCUAUAAACUAACUUUUUAUAUAUAUCUAACUCCCUAGAUCUAUGUUUAUAGUUGAUGUUUUUCCCUCGGUUUUGGCUUGUAACCCGGCUUUGUUUUCUCUAAUUAGAUUUAUGACUUUUGAACAGCGGUAGGCUAUACUACUGUUGCAUUUAGAUUUUUUAGUCAUUUUAGAAUGACUAGGUAUGGUUUAAUUGAUAUAUCCUAUAAAUUGUAUAAUACCUUUUACCGAGGCCAAGUUUUUAUAACCCCUGUAUGUGAGAGCACUACUGUGGAUUCAAUAUUACUCGUUAAAUACUAUUUUUCGUUGAUUUCAUGGGUAAAGAUAAACCAAGUAGUUCAAUAUUCAUCGAAAUACAAAUAUUCUAAAGGCAUGUGUUCAGACUUCUUCACAAUACCACAAAACACAUAAAAACGAGAGAGAAAAAAAAAUUCCCAAAAUCUACGAAAAUUGGUACACACGAAAUAGAUAUUAAUCCACAAAAAUAAGUUUAAUCUGAUUUUAUUUAAACGAAAGCAUAUUGUUGGGUCAUGAAAGAGGGUGUGUUAUAGUAUGUGUGUGUUCAAUAUUGUGUCGAUGUGCAUUAUAAAACAAAGUAUGCAAAUUAGUUUUGACUUCUCAUGAAAGAUUAUGUGUGUGUGUGUGUGACAAGAUGAGUAUCGCAAUAAAUAGAACUAGCAUUUUGAUAUCUAAAACAUAGACCUGAUAAGAUUAUUCUGAAAUAACAAUAAUAAACUCGCAUUCUUGUCCUUUUUUUGUAAAAUCGCAAUAAUAAAGGCACGCAUUAAUUUCUGAAUUCAACCCAAAAGUUUAAACAUCUUCUGCAAGGUCACUUUAUUUGUUUUAGUUAAACAUUUAAAAUAUGUCGAGAUCCGCAAACAUAAAUAUAUAAACAAAUGUUUAUGAGCACUGUGUGAAUUGUUUCAGUUAAUUUAAGUUGUGUUGUGUUUUGUGUACGAUUGUUUGUCGGUUUGUCAUUUUCUUUUUUAGCCAUGGCGUUGUCAGUUUAUUUUUGAUCUAUCAGUUUGAAUGUCCCUUUUGGUAUCUUUCGCCCAUCUCUGAACACAGGAUUAUUAAAUCAAGUCAAUAACAUGUAUAAUAAUUUUGACAGUGUUACACAUAGAAAACGGCAAAGAUAUGAUCCGUAUUGUCUAGUGUUCAAUUAUUCUAAAGUGAGAAAAAGAUAUUUUUACCUCUGAAA